UGUCUAACCGCGCAGAUUACCAUCACCGAAACUGCCUUUCUAGAUCUUACAUGUUGCUGGAUUUCUUCAAAACCUUUCCUACCCUUUAAGACAUCCACACUGCAUCCGCCGUUGUACUUACUGUGUAGGACCCGUAGCGUGCAACGCUCAUCAACAUGGAAGAACGUGCGGGCAUUCCCGUUGGACCUCCCGUUACUGACCCUCUUCCUUCGUACUGGCACAACCCUAAAUCACCUUUUGCGAAUGUUAUCGAACCUGAAACUGACACAUCGACGGAACCAUACGAUUUUGCGAUCAUCGGUUCAGGUAUCUCAGGAACUAUGAUCGCGCAUUUCCUUCUCAAAUCUCAACCUCACGCGCGCAUCGUCAUGCUCGAAGCUCGCGAGAUCUGCAGCGGAGCUACGGGUCGCAAUGGCGGACACACGAAGGCUGCAAGCUAUCGUAGCUACAUGCAGCACGUGCAAGAACUGGGGAAAGAGGAAGCGUUGAAGAUUGCGCGUCUUGAGUACGCCAACAUCACCGAGACGCAUCGACUCGCCGAAGAGAUGGGAAUCAACUGUGAGAGCAUGCUCUGUAAUACAGUUGACGUAAUCUACGAUCAUACAACCUUCGACCUAGGAAAGGCUGCUAUUCAAGCAUUACGAGCAGACGCAACAGAAGAAGAGAGAGAUAAGGGGAAGAUGGCAUGGUAUCAGGUAUACGAAAAGAAUGAAGACCUAGAAAGGAGGUUCUUUAUUGCCUCGAAGAAUGGAAACGCAGAAGUGGCGGAAAAAGAAGACCUAGCAGGCGUGUUCAAGUACUUGGCGGGCCGUAUACACGCGUAUCGCUUCACCACAGGCGUGCUGAAAGGAUGUGUCGAGAAUGGACUACAACUGUGCACAAGUACGCCUGUCCACAAUAUACGCACAUCGCCAAAAGGCACCGAUGACGAGCGACCCAUGUGGGAUGUCUUCACGCAAUACAACACCAUCACCGCACGAAGUGUUAUUCUUGCAACCAACGGCUAUACGCCAUAUCUUAUGAAAGACCUACAAGGCGCCAUAGUCCCGAUGCGCGGCCAGAUUACGGCACAGCAACCAGGAAAAGCCUCGAAGCUCACGAGUCCUCUCCCGACCACAUACUCGUUCAUUUAUCGCGACGGCUACGAAUACAUGAUUCCGCGUUCGCUUCCCAACGGAGAACAACACAUUAUUAUAGGCGGCGGAUUAUGUCGUCUUCCACACGCGGGCGCAAGCGAAUAUGGCACAGUCAAUGACAGCUCCUUGAAUUCCCAGAUUUCCAAAUAUCUUCACGAGAGCUUGACGGGAUACUUUGGUGCUGAUAACUGGGGCGAGACUUCUGACGAGGAGAUAUCAGGACGGGUCGUACAAGAAUGGACGGGUAUCAUGGGCGCGACGGCAGAUGGACGGCCAUUUGUUGGUGAAGUACCGUAUAAAAAGGGCAUGUGGAUCUCUGCUGGGUUCAACGGGCAUGGCAUGGUGCUGUGUCUGAAGUCGGCGGAGGCACUGGCUGGUAUGAUUGACCAAGGUUCUUUUCAUGAGAAGCCAGAUUGGUUCCCGGAAAGCUUCCUGAUAACCGAAGAGAGACUGAAGAAGUGCAGUUUCCGUGGAAGAACAGAUAUGCGAGUCCCUAUCUAGAAUUGAGUAUCGUCUCGGGAGAUCAGCUGCAUCCCCAACUGCCUGAAGGCCUCACCCAUCUCGUGCCCCGUGAUCUGUCGAGCGAGUCUGCUAUCAUCCCGACCUGCCUGCCCUCGCAUCAACUGAUCCCGAACCUCGAUCAAAGUCAUGUAAGCCGUUUCAACUUUCCACAAUGCAUACUCCGUGUAGAAGGACAACCGGCAUUUCAAUUGCAGACGACAACAAUGAUCCCUCGUAGUAACCUCCUGAUUCGAUAUGAAGAGCUGCCACUUGUUGGCUGCAAGUGGUCCAAGUAUGUGCUCGACAUCAACCCGUCUACGGCCCUGGUUCGUGUAGUGGAGUGAAGCCGAGGUGUUCUCGAUAUCCUUAAAUAUAGCAAGAAGUGGCUCGGAAGAAUGGAUGAAACUGGC
Cucurbitaria berberidis CBS 394.84 is the source of this 2047-nucleotide messenger RNA. Its product is annotated as FAD dependent oxidoreductase-like protein. Gene Ontology annotation, molecular function: oxidoreductase activity. Gene Ontology annotation, cellular component: cytoplasm. Lineage: Eukaryota; Fungi; Ascomycota; Dothideomycetes; Pleosporales; Cucurbitariaceae. The record is from RefSeq and is a predicted model, not a curated record. Bases 156 to 1637 code for a protein of 493 amino acids. The transcript has a single exon.